UAUGCCAGCGAGACUAGCUCGCGCAGACAGACGCGCUUGCUUGAAGUUUAUUUCGUUCUCUUCAUUUCGCAAAAUGGCGGAUGGAGGCGUGGAUAUAGAUUUGUAUGCUGAUGAUAUUGAAGCAGAUUUUAAUCGUCAGGACGAGUUCGGCGGUGAAAAUGUGGAUUUAUACGACGACGUGAUCGCUGCACCACCCAACAAACCGGAUGAUGUCGAUGGACCACCAAAUGCGGCACCCCAGCACCAGCAUCCACCGGAGGAGACAAACGGGAGCGUGAAUUAUCACAACAACGCAUCAAACCACGGCCAUCAUGGCCGCCGUUUUCAGCUAUACGUCGGCAACCUAACUUGGUGGGCGACGGACCAAGACAUUGCUAACGCCAUCGCAGACAUUGGCGUUACUGAUUUUCAAGACGUGAAGUUCUUCGAGAAUAGGGCGAACGGACAGUCGAAGGGGUUCUGCGUCAUAUCCCUCGGCUCUGACCAGUCCAUUCGGAUGGUAAUGGACAGACUGCCCAAGAAAGAGAUACAUGGACAACAUCCUGUCGUCACUUUACCCACAAAGCAGGCCUUGAACCAGUUUGAGAGUCAGUCUAAGACUAGAUCGACACCACCUGGACCUAACAAUCCAGGUAUGAGAGGACCACACCCGGGCGGCCCGCCCGGUCCACACCCUGGAGAUUUCUUUGGCGGUGGUCCAAAUGGGCCGGGCCCCAACGGGCCGCGCAUGAUAAUGCCGGGCGGGGCGCCGCACCACCAACUGCGUGGGCCGGCUGGCGGGGCGCACGGGCCGCACGGUCCGCACGGGCCCCCGCACGGUCCGCCGCAUCAUAUGCCGCAGCACCAGGGACCACCACCACACCACAUGCAGCACCAAGGACCUCCACCGCAUCAAGGCCCUCCACCAAGGGGACCGCCUAUGCAGUUCCAAGGCCCACCUCAGCUACAACGCGGGCCUGGUGGUCCCGGAGGUCCAGGUGGUCCCGGCGGUCGUCCAGGACCGGACUGGGGACCGCGCGGGCCGCCGCAGCAGUUGCCCCCGCACCCACAACCACAAUACGGGCCUCCACAACAUCAGAUGCCUCAUCAAAUGCCACCACCCCACCCGGGUGGUGCGGGUGGUUUGCCCCCUGGCCACGCUGGGCUGGCCGGCGUGCCCCGGGGCCCGGCCCCCUUGCCCCAUCAUCCAGGUAUGCCCCCCUACCCAGGCGUGGGCGGCGGCGCCCCCGCCCCGCACGUGAACCCAGCCUUCUUCGCGCAACAACCGCCGGUACAACCACAACCCGCGGUACAACCGCCACCGCAACCUGGCCCGCCUGGUCCAGGCGCACCAUACGGUCACCCAGCUCACGGCGCCCCACCACCGGCACAAGGACCACCGCCGGCUGCGAGACAACCAUAUGGAAGACCACCUCAGAACUACCCGGGCGCAGGCGAGGCGGGGCGCGGCGCGCACCACGGGCCCGGCCUGGGGGGGGCGCACCCCGCGCACGCGCCGCACGCGCCGCACGCCCCGCACGCGCCGCACGCGGCCCACGCGGCCCACCCGCCACACGCGCCGCACGCCGGCAUCAGCGAGGCGGAGUUUGAAGAAGUAAUGUCUCGUAACCGCACAGUGUCAUCCAGCGCCAUUGCCCGGGCUGUCAGCGACGCUGCGGCCGGAGAGUACGCCUCCGCUAUUGAGACUCUCGUCACUGCUAUAUCACUCAUCAAACAGAGCAAGGUAGCACACGACGAUAGGUGCAAGAUCCUAAUAUCAUCACUGCAAGAUACGCUGCAUGGCGUUGAAACUAAGUCAUAUGGUAGUGGGGAGAGAUCUCGGCGGUCUAGGUCGAGAGACCGCGAUGCACGUGCGCAUCACCGAACGCCUAGGCGGCGAGAGAGAUCUGCCAGCAGAUACCGCGACCGCAGCAGGGAUCGGGAGGAUCGCGACAGGUACAGGGAACGGUCGAGGGAACGUGAUCGUGAACGUGACCGCGAUGCGUAUUACAGAGACUACCGUGAGCGUGAACGCGACAGGUCUAGGUCUAGGGAAAGGGAACGUGCCGACCAUUACAACAGAGGUCAUAGCCGUGAAGAGAGUUCUACCACCAGGCCGCGCAAGUCGCCAGUAGAGCCGACAGCGGAGAGUGGUGCGGGAGAUGCUUCGGGGGCCAAGUCUCGCGCGGCGGGGGCGCCGUACUAUGACGAGAGAUACCGCGAGCGACGCGAGAGGGAGCCACCGCCGGCAGACCGCGAGCGAGACCGCGAGCAUCGCCGCGACGCGAGGCACUAGCACAGGCCGCGCGGCCUCGCUCCGCUCCGACCACUGCAACCACUCCAACCACAUUACACAGAGUACAGACACUUCAGGAUAUGGGUCCGACAGUACACACAAUACAUACACAGAACCUGGUACCAAGACGCCAUGUUAUUUCAUAAAUACUUAUUUUGAUAGUGAAUUCAACAUCAUUUUUACUUCAUCGCCAUUACAAGUCAAUAUGUUACGCUUGUCAACAUUACAUGCAAAAUUUUCUUUUUUAGUCACUAUUUAUAGUACUUACGUUGCGUGCGAUUUGUUAUCUGUGUGUGAUAUAUAUGGACCUUUCUGUGGAGCAAAAAGUUGACAUUAAAAACGUUUUAUAUUAGGUACAAAUCCAUUUAAAACAGGGAAUUUAAAGUUCCGGACAAUACCGAGUAGGGUAUAAAAUAUUGUGCAACUUGAUAUGUCAUGCCUACUUGUAAUGGAUAUUGAACAGAAUCGACCUCUAACCGAGUGAAAGUCAGGUUAUUAUUAUUCUAAAAAGCAAUAUGUACUGAAAUUCUAAAAUACUUUUAAUAGUUGAAUUUUAAGCAGUAAGUAACCAAAGGAUUAAUAGUAAAAUCCGUUGUUUUUUAGUAGAAUAGAAUAUACGCCGUAAUGAACUAUUUAACCAAAUAAUUUUGUAUUUUUGCAAUGCAAGAUGUAAAUACAAACUGAAUGUGUAGAUUGAAAUAGUUACUAGAGCGAUUCGUUUGCUCAGACAUUCGUAGAUCAAAUUGUUUUCAAGUCUACAUUAAUUUCAAAAUUUCCAUUUUUUUGCAGAUGUUAGGAAAAUUGACAUUCCAAAAAUCCCUCGUACACUUUGAUCAAACUACAAAUUCUGUGUUUAUUUCAGAUUAAGUUUAGACCAUGUGUCUCCUAUAUAUCUGGAAAAGAUGUAGUUGUAUUAUGUUCGCGUAAUUUGUUUUGUCACGUCAUGGUUUAAUUUUUAGCCAUCAAGCAUAUUGUAUUACUUUUUAUUUUCCACUGGUUUUUAAUAACUAAGUUUUCAAUGAGAAAUCUAUCAGUAACACUGUAAGAUUAGUCAUGUAAGUUUUAAGAUAUUCUUAUAAAUAUAUGGAUGUUCCGUAUGAUUAGAUUAUGACACUGAUUUAGUUGUUAAUUAAAUAAAUUGAUGUAAUACAUAAAGCAAAA
Spodoptera litura is the source of this 3436-nucleotide messenger RNA. It is a transcript of the gene Cpsf6, whose product is annotated as cleavage and polyadenylation specificity factor subunit 6. The record is from RefSeq and is a predicted model, not a curated record. Gene Ontology annotation, molecular function: RNA binding. NCBI's taxonomy places the organism in Eukaryota, Metazoa, Arthropoda, Insecta, Lepidoptera, Noctuidae.